Messenger RNA from Oncorhynchus mykiss (rainbow trout), 3317 nucleotides. NCBI's taxonomy places the organism in Eukaryota, Metazoa, Chordata, Actinopteri, Salmoniformes, Salmonidae. The record is from RefSeq and is a predicted model, not a curated record.
GAAAGGCGGCCAAAAGAGGUGUUGGCUUUGGGGAUGACCAGUGAGAUGAACCUGCAGGAGCGCGUGCUACGGACUGAGCUGAGAGAUCCAACGUGUUGAAGUGAUUUUAACAACCUGAGACAUGGCUUCUACAAGACAAUCUGCUUUAGAGUACAUUACAAAUGGAAGGCAACAUCUCAUUGGAAAGCUCAAGAAUCUGCCCCUCAUUGUGGAAAACCUGUUCCAGCGCAAGGUUCUUAACGAGGAGGAAGUCAGUAAAAUUCAGGCUGAAGUUGACCAUUUUGACCAAACCAGAAAAAUACUGGACUGGGUCUCGGCCAAAGGAGAGGUUGCAUGCUACGAGUUACUGACGAUUCUAGACAUCACAAGGAAGAGGACCUUAGACAACGCUGACUUAAAGCAAUGGAUCAGCUACUUCCCCUUCAAGGACGACCCAGAGAUGACAGACUACUUUGUUGGUUCAAAACCCUGUCACGGAUAUCAGACACAGCUGAAAUGUAAAGCACGGAAGAUCACAGAGGGUGCAUGGAAACAUAGCUGUAGUCUCCUACCAGAUAGAUGUAGAAAUGGGGGGACUUUCUCUUACACCCCUCUUGUGUUAGAUACACAUGUGCAUUCAUCUGACUCUAAAAUUAAAGUGAAAAGCAAAAGAUGCAAGAAAGCUCGGCCUAAAAAACUAAAGAGCUUCAUCCCCUUGGCCAAAAAGGAAACAUCCCCUACUGAGCUGCUUAAAACACAUGAAAAAAUCCUCCUGGUUGGAAAACCUGGAAUUGGAAAAACAUCAGUAUCCCAUCAAAUGUUGAACCUCUGGGCAGAGAAAGAUCACAGAGAACUAGAUUACAUGUUUUAUUUUGAGGUGAGAGACAUUUCACACAGAAAACCCAUGAGCCUGGAGGACCUUCUCUUUAACAUGUACAGUGAGCCAAACGAAAGUAAAGAAGAAGUGUUACAGGAUAUUAAGAAGAACUCUGAAAACGUUGUCAUCAUAUUUGAUGGAAUCACAGACCUCUCCUCUCUGUCGGUAGUAAAGGACCUUGUGGAGAACCUCCUCCCUGACGCAAAGAUUGUGACCACAUGCAGACCAGAUCAAUCGGAAGACUUCCUGACAGACUGGCCCACAGACUGGUUCAGAGUGGAGGUGAAAGGGUUCAGCGAUGAAUCCAUCAGGGCUUAUUUAACACAGAUGCUGAGUGCUGAGCCUGACUCCUUGAGCAGUGUGUUAAACAACCUAGAGUUGUUCAGUCUGUGCCAUGUCCCAAUGUACGCACUAAUGGUUGUUGCUUGUAGUUAUUAUUCUACCCUAGCGGAUUCUAAGCAGCCAUGUUCUACAACUAAGAUGUACAUUAACAUCCUCCGUCACUGCAUCCAAAAACACAGUGGCAGACGACGUAAGGAUAUCGACAUUUAUCUCAAAGAAAACAGAGAGAAAAUAUUGUCUUUGGCAGAAAUUGCUUUUGAUGCAACAAAUGAGAAAAACAUGAACUUGACAACACUGAGUUGUGAAGAAGGCAGUGUCCAUUUUGCCUUCUUGGGGGCAUUUAUGGUUAAGGUUGAGCCCACUGCAUCAGACACUUGCUCUGCGUUUCUCCACUACACAAUGCAGGAGUUCUUUGGUGCCCUUUGGCUCUUACAGAAUCCAGACAAAAUCAGAGAGGUUCUCGAGAAGUGCCCGACUGAAGAAUGGAAACACACAAAACACUUAAUUCCUUUCCUGUGUGGGCUUCUGAAUGAGAGGAAUACUAGAUUGGUAAACAGUCUAGUUCCAGCUGAACAGAUCAAGAAGACAUCAGAUUGGUUCUUCAAGGAAGUGGUGAACACAUUUCUUCCAUCUCAAACAAACCAAGAUCAUGCAGAAGGUGGUGCUUCUCCAUGAGAGAGGAACCAUACAAACAACUGUAGAGAAAGUGUUGUCACUGUCUGAAGUAUAUCACAAUCAGAAAUGUGAUUUCCUGCUGGAUCUGUACUCACAUGUGAAGGACUAUGAGACUCAAACAGGCAGGAGUGUCCUUCCAGCAUUACUGCCAGUUUACCAGUCAGCUCCUGCAGUCUGGUCCAUAGACCUCUCAGAGAGAAAGGCUUCCCUCCUCCUAGAAGUGCUGAAACUCCAACCAGAGAAGAAACCAGUAGAGCUGAAGGGCUGGUCAGAUGAAGAGAGUGAAGUGAGGAGUUUCCUUCAGUGUCUGCCCUACAUCUCACAGCUGAGAUUUACUCCACCACAGGGUCAGAGAAAAUCCCCUGAAGAGAGGACAAAGAGAGAGAGGACAUUCCUACUGAAUCUGUGCCUUCAAGCAGCUCUCCAUGAGAGAGGAACCAUACAAACAACUGUAGAGAAAGUGUUGUCACUGUCUGAAGUAUAUCACAAUCAGAAAUGUGAUUUCCUGCUGGAUCUGUACUCACAUGUGAAGGACUAUGAGACUCAAACAGGCAGGAGUGUCCUUCCAGCAUUACAGCCAGUUUACCAGUCAGCUCCUGCAGUCUGGUCCAUAGACCUCUCAGAGAGAAAGGCCUCCCUCCUCCUAGAAGUGCUGAAACUCCAACCAGAGAGGAAACCAGUAGAGCUGAAGGGCUGGUCAGAUGAAGAGAGUGAAGUGAGGAGUGUCCUUCAGUGUUUGCCCUACAUCUCACAGCUGAGAUUUCCUCCGCUGAAGGAUAAUCUGGAGAGGACAAAGAGAGAGAAGACAUUCCUACUGAAUCUGUGUCUUCAAGCAGCUCUCCAUGAGAGAGGAACCAUACAAACAGCUGUAGAGAAAGUGUUGUCACUGUCUGAAGUUUAUAACAAUCAGAAAUGUGAUUUCCUGCUGGAUCUGUACUCGCAUGUGAAGGACUAUGAGACUCAAACAGGCAGGAGUGUCCUUCCAGUAUUACAGCCAGUUUACCAGUCAGCUCCUGCAGUCUGGUCCAUAGACCUCAGAAAGAGAAACGUCUCCCCCCUCCUAGAAGUGCUGAAACUCCAACCAGAGAAGAAACCAGUAGAGCUGAAGGGCUGGUCAGAUGAAGAGAGUGAAGUGAGGAGUUUCCUUCAGUGUCUGCCCUACAUCUCACAGCUGAGGCUGAAUGUGGGUGUGGCAGUGAAACUGUCCAGACUGGUUAUGAGGAUAGAGAGAGGUGCUACUCCACUGACUGUCCCAGAACUCUCCUUGGUCCUAAAGAGCAGCCAGACACCAGAGAGAGUGUUAUCCAGGGCUCUGAGUAAUGUGGUGUCCCUUCUGAGACUCUGGAGGGUUCAGUGUCUGGACCUGACUGACCUUUGGAUCCAGGGUCACUCUCUCAUUGCACUGCUGUGUCACCAGGGGCCUCUCUCUCUUAGGUCAGUUUGA